UUCAAGCCCCUCCGGCUGAAUCGAGAAGCUAGUUAGCCAGGGCCGGGAGAACGAUGAUGUCGGAGCAGGAGGCUCUGAAGUGCAACAGCGCCAGAAACCGUGGAGGGGUACAGAGAGUUGAGGGCAAACUUCGCGCCAGCGUGGAGAGAGGGGACUAUUAUGAAGCUCAUCAAAUGUAUCGGACGUUAUUCUUUAGGUAUAUGUCACAAUCUAAGCAUGCGGAAGCUCGAGAGCUCAUGUGUAAUGGAGCGCUGCUGUUCUUCAGUCACAAUCAGCAAAACAGCGCUGCAGACCUGUCUAUGCUAGUGCUGGAGUCUCUGGAAAAAUCAGAAGCAGAGGUACAAGAUGACAUCCUAGAGCACCUGGUGAAGCUGUUCAGUCUGAUGGACCCCAAGUCUCCGGAGCGAGUGGCCUUCGUGUCCCGCGCGCUCAAGUGGUCUACGGGGGGCUCAGGGGUCACGGGCAGCCCCAAACUACACCAGCUGCUCGCACUCACACUCUGGAAAGAACAAAACUACAGUGAGUCCCGUUAUCACUUCCUGCACUCGUCUGACGGAGAGGGAUGUGCGCUCAUGCUGGUCGAGUAUUCCGCUACCAUGGGUUACCGUAGCGAAGUGGACAUGUUCGUCGCCCAGGCUGUCCUCCAGUUCUUGUGCCUGAAGAACAAGAGCAGUGCGUCGGUGGUCUUCAGCACGUACACACAGAAGCACCCGUCCAUCGAGACCGGACCGCCCUUCGUCCAGCCGCUGCUCAACUUCCUCUGGUUCCUCCUCCUCGCCGUGGAUGGGGGGAAGCUAACAGUCUUCACAGUGUUGUGUGAGCAGUAUCAACCAUCUCUGAAGAGGGACCCAAUGUACAAUGAGUAUCUGGACAGGAUAGGGCAGCUGUUCUUUGGUGUGCCCCCAAAACAGUCGUCGUCAUAUGGAGGUUUGCUAGGUAACCUGCUGAACAGCCUGAUGGGUUCGGGGGAGGAGGAGGAGGAGGGGGAGGAGCCUCAGGAGGACGGAAGCCCCAUCGAGCUCGACUGAGCGCGUGCGGGACGAUGACCAAUCCAGCGGGGGCUCAUGGGAGAGGGGGGCGGGGCUUACACACACACCACAGAUAGGCUCCGCCCAGCCAUCCUACGGAAGCCCGGACUGUCCAAUACUGCAAUGUCUUUUUUUUUUUUUUCUCUUCCUUUUGAGUUGUCUUUAAUAUAUAUGACAUUUAUUUUGUUGAUUUUCUAGUUCUGAACAUUGCUCUCUUUAGGUGGUUUUAACAAACAAACAAACAAACAAACAAACAAACAAACAAACACACAUAAAAAACAAACACGAAGAGAAUCAAACAGCUGCUGGGAGCUUCCUGGACUUUGACUCCUCCCACCUUUUUCAUCAUCCAAUCACACGUGAGCUUUUCAGUAGCCAAACCCACACCCUCCACUGGAGCAGACGGUCCGCCCCCCUCCCCCCUCCAAUCAGCUCAAGAGCCGACGAGAAGAUCCGCCCCCUCCCUCCUCCCCCCUCCAAUCAGCUCAAGAGCCGACGAGAAGAUCCGCCCCCUCCCUCCUCCCUCCUCCAAUCAGCUCAAGAGCCGACGAGAAGACCCGCCCCUUCCACAACCGAACUGUUCCGCUCAUGGACCAUAACCACACACACACACACACACACACACACACACACACACACACACACACACACACACACACACUCACACACACUCUGAUGUCCCUGCCCUCACCACACUUCAUUGGGGGGGGUGUUUGCAUUAUAGGGUAAUAAAACAGUAACUUAUAAUCCGUAUAAACAGACUCUGGAAUACUGUAAGAGCAACUUCUAAGGAUUGUUUGUGUGUGUGUG
Molecule: messenger RNA, 1838 nt
Organism: Sardina pilchardus (European sardine)
Lineage: Eukaryota; Metazoa; Chordata; Actinopteri; Clupeiformes; Clupeidae
Gene: get4
Product: guided entry of tail-anchored proteins factor 4
Exons: 9
Coding region: 54-1028 (324 amino acids)
Biological process (GO): protein insertion into ER membrane
Cellular component (GO): BAT3 complex; cytosol
Molecular function (GO): protein binding
Source: RefSeq, a predicted model, not a curated record